AUGUUGGCUAGGGUUUUCAGAUCUGAAUCAUCAUCCUCCUCUGUUGGUGCUUCAGCUAGAUUGAUCAGCAGCAGCAGCACGAGAUUCAUUCAGCGUCGCGUCGCCCAGAAAGGUACGGUUUCAUCAAAGCGUCUACCUUUCGAAGGAGAGAGUUUGAGAUUAGGAAGUGUUUCUCAUUAUAUCGAAACCUUAGAUAAUGCGAUUGAAUUGUUCGAUGAUAUGGUUCGAUCUUGCUCCUUCUAUUCGGCUGUUGAUUUCAAUAAACUUAUGUGUGUCAUCGUCAGAAUGAAUCGUCCCGAUGUUGUGAUUUCUCUCUACCAGAAGAUGGAACUGUUGUUACCUGAUGAUCUCUCAGUUGAUAUCUACAGCUUCAAUAUUUUGAUAAAAUGUUUCUGCAGCUGUCAUGAAUUGUAUUUUGCUUUGUCCACACUGGGCAAGAUCUGUAAACUUGGUUUCCACCCUGAUGUUGUUACGUUUAACACGCUGAUUCAUGGGUUAUGUCUCCAAGAUCAGAUUUCUGAAGCCUUGGCUUUGCUUGAUCGAAUGGUGGAAGAAGGUCAUCAACCUAACCGGAUAACUUACGGAACUAUUGUAAAUGGGAUGUGUAAGAUUGGUGACACUGACUCUGCCUUGAAUCUGCUUAGGAAUAUGGAGGAAAGCCACAUCAAACCCCAUACUGCUAUCUAUAACUCUAUCAUUGAUCGUCUUUGCAAAGACGGGCAAUACAGCGAUGCUCAGAAUCUUUUCACUGAAAUGCAGGAAAAAAGGAUUUUUCCCAAUGUGAUUACUUACAGCUGUAUGAUACAUUGUUGUUGUCUCUCGGGUAGAUGGAGUGAUGCUGAGGGACUUCUCCGUGAUAUGAUUGAAAGGAGAAUCAAUCCGAAUGUUUUUACUUUCAAUACAUUGAUUUAUGCGUUUGUCAACGAAGGGAAGUUCUCUGAGGCUCAAGAGUUAUACGAGGAGAUGCUCCGUAGGGAUAUAACUCCUAAUGCGGUUACUUAUAGUUCAAUCAUCAAUGGGCUUUGCAAGCGUAACCGUCUCGAGGAUGCCAAGCGCAUGUUUGAUUUGAUGGAAACCAAGGGCUGCUCUCCGGACGUAGUCACUUUCACUACUCUCAUAGACGGAUGCUGUAGGGCUAAGAUGGUAGAUGACGGAGUGGAACUUCUCCGUGAGAUGUCUAGAAGAGGAUUAGUUCCUGAUAUAUUUACUUAUAGCACUCUUAUUCACGGGUUCUGUCAGUUGGGCGACCUUAAUGCUGCUCAAGGCCUUCUCAGUGAAAUGAUUUCUCGUGGUUUGCACCCUAAUGUCGUAACUCAUAGCAUUGUGUUGCAUGGUUUUUGUGUUAAUGGGAAGCCUGAAAAGGCGUGGAAAUUAUUUAAGGCCAUGCAAAAGAGUAAUAUGGUCGUUGAUAUUCGUGCUUAUAACAUCAUGAUCCAUGGAAUGUGCAAGGCUAGUAAGGUGGACGAAGCAUGGCAUUUAUUCACUAGUCUCCCCCUCAGUGGUUUGCAACCUGAUGUUCAAACUUACAGUAUAUUGAUCAAUGGAUUUUGUGGGAAAGGUUUAAAGCAGGAAGCAGAUGCUCUGUUUAGAAAAAUGAAAGAAGAUGGGACUCUCCCAAAUGACUCUACAUAUAAUACGCUGAUCCGGGCACAUCUUCGAGAUGGUGACACAGCCACAUCAGCAGAACUCAUCAAAGAAAUGAAGAGUUGCGGGUUUGCUGGAGAUGAUUCAACCUUUGGCUUGGUCACUAGUAUGUUACAUGAUGGGAGACUGGACAAAAGCUUUUUGGACAUGCUUUCUUAA
This is a messenger RNA of Camelina sativa (false flax), 1803 nucleotides long. RefSeq lists its product as uncharacterized. The record is from RefSeq and is a predicted model, not a curated record. NCBI's taxonomy places the organism in Eukaryota, Viridiplantae, Streptophyta, Magnoliopsida, Brassicales, Brassicaceae. Gene Ontology annotation, molecular function: protein binding.